AAAAUUCAAAAAAGGGCUGGGAUGCGAUUUCUGUUGGCUCCCUUCGGUUCAGCCUGAUGAGGUGUGUCAGAGUUCUGCUUGAGAUACAGAGCCUCGGGGACAGGCUCCUACUGGGACGAGGAUCCUCAGGGACAGCAGGGGACGACGGCUGCUUGAGACGGACAGAACCCCUCGGGGUGAGGGGCUGAGUGCUGUCACAGACCCUGAGGACGCGGACCUGCGCUAAGGAACGUCGGCGCUCAGCCGCAGCGCUGCGCUCGGGUCGGGGUCGCACCGCGCUUCGCGCUUCGCACUCCCGUGUCCCUCGCGGCGCUCCGUCGGGCGGGUCACGUGGGCUCACCUGGCCCAGGUGGGGCGGGGCCGGCGCCGCUCCCAGCUCGCAGGAAUCUCCUUCUGCUGAACAAUGAUGAUCUUAGACCCCGGCUAACUGACACAGCUCACGGCUCCCACGCUGCUCCUCCCAGGCAGAUGGUGGAGUCCUCCGUGAGGAUCGUCUCCGUUCAAACCAGGCGCCUGUGUGAGAAGAGGGAAAGCUGCCAGCUGCCCCGUGCUUGAGCCAUGCUGGGCCGAAAAGCAGGACCCCCCCACAACCUGAACAGCCACCGCCAGAAAAACCAGUCCUACCAGCAGGCUGUGCCCCCGAGGAGCCGACCAUCCAAGGAAGCCGAGGUCGGGCUGGAGGUGUUGGGUGGUUUGACUCCUGAAAUCAAACAGAGCCGCACCAGAGCCCAGCAGAUGCGGGACAGGAAAGGUCGCAAAGCUGACCUCAAAGACUCUAAUGGGAGAGAGGCAGAAACCAUUACCUUCAUCUCUGGUACGGCAGAGGCUCCUGCAAACCAGAGCUUCUGCUGUUCCUCUCUGUCUCAUGCCUGGAAAACGUACAAAGCUGUUUUCUGUUGCAUAGUGACCUGUGGGGGCUGCUUUCAGGACUGCAGUGUCUGUAUCCCCUAUCCAAGGCCUGCUGAGACCUCCACCGACGAUGGGAAGAAUGGAGAUUAUAAUGGGCGACUGCCAAACAGCCCUGCCAACGUCUCUCCCACCGAGAAGAAUGGGAACCAGAUCAAAAAGUCCCACAUGGGCAGCAGUUUCAGUUACCCAGAUGUCAAACUGAAGGGCAUUCCUGUCUAUCAGAACAGGAGCCUGGGCCACCAUCUGGAAUCAGAUUCGUGCUUCAAAGAGCUGCUGCCUGAGAAGCCCCUCAGGAACAGCAUAGAAAAGCCACCGCUCCCCAGCAGCCACCGGAGUUCAGAGGAGUAUUAUUCCUUCCACGAGUCUGACCUGGAUAUCAGCGAGCUGAAUGGCUCCAUGUCCAGCAGGGAGAUCGACGUCCUGAUCUUCAAGAAGCUGACAGAGCUCUUCAGCGUCCACCAGAUCGAUGAGCUGGCCAAGUGCACAUCAGACACUGUCUUCCUGGAGAAGACCAACAAGAUCUCGGACCUGAUCAAUAGCAUAACUCAGGACUACAACCUGGAUGAGCAGGAUGCUGAAUGCAGGCUGGUCCGAGGCAUCAUCCGUAUCAGCACUCGGAAAAGCAGGGUCCGGCCCCACAUUUCUGUUCCAGCCAGCCAGAGCCAUGAGGAAAAGUCCAGCAGAGGCAACGCACCAGAUAGUGGGAAUGAAACAAUGCUGGAGUCCACGGUCAUCAGCCAGGAUGAUUUGGCCGUGCAAAUAUCAGAGGAAACACCAGCAGAUGUGCUGGCCAGGAAUAUGAGGCGGCACAGCAGUGCAGGCUCUCCAACAAGCAGAGAUUCCUCUUUCCAAGACACAGAGACUGACUCAUCUGGAGCACCUCUGCUUCAGGUGUAUUGUUAAGAAAAGGGACCCAAACAGCAGGCAGGCAUUGCAAGGCUUUGCUGCAGAUUUCUCCUCUUUCCAUAUGGAUCAUAUUAUGUCACUUUUUCCCCCCAGUCUACCCACAUCCUUUGUUGAAGCCAAAGUUCUCCUACUGUCUGAGUUUCACUGGGAAUUUUUUUUUUUCUUUGGACAAUAUAGAACAUUAAGGAAGUGAACUGUGGAGCUAAUGCACUUGGGAGGUGGAAUGUGUGCCCAGGGAGGAGAAGAUGGACAAGGAAGUGCUCGAUGAUUUUAUUUCCAAUCUUCACAUUUGGUUCCAGCAAUCUCAGUGACCCAGCUCCUUCCCUGCUUUGAGAAUGUGCUGUACAUUUCUUGCUUGCUGGCAUUGCAGAAGUUAACCUGGGGAUAAUCAGAUGGUGUCUGCAUUAGUGACAGUGCUGAGGCAAAGGCCAGGCACCUGCUCUCUAAGGACCCAGAUCUCUGUGUAAAGAGCCUGGGUUGGUGGUCAGAGAAAUACAAGUCCUCUAUCUGUGGCGUUGCAGAUCUGCCUUCUUCCUGCUGCCCUGAGUGUUGUUUCCCAUUGCCUUUUAAGGAGAAGGUUCAGCUAAUGUGGUUUGUUUCAACUUUGGCCUCUUGGCCCCUCUUCCAAGAUAGUGCCAGCUGCAGGGAGGCGAUACUUGAACUGCUGCCCUCCUCAUCCUCCCCAGCCACUGCCAGUCUGAUCUGAGCUGCACGCAUUGACCUCUGGCUUGCAUGCCAGCCUGCUCUCCUCACUCACCACCAAGCCCUGUGCAUUUCCCCAUCGUGCUAGUUGUCAGGCUGGCUGCUGGGGCAGCCCUGGAACGUGGGUUAUAUGAGGUAUGUGAGACGAUCCCUUCAUUUCUAGUUUUAUUUCUAAUGAAGAGUUGGACUGUUUGACUACUCUGCCAGAAAAUCCCAUCAAAGUGUCUUAACUUGAAUGAAAGCCUCCCUCAGAGAGCAUCUCCAGAGGACCUGGGAGAAGCUGCUUGAUCCUAUAUACUCCUGUGAGUGCUCAGCACCUUCUCUUUCCUUUGCUCUUCUUUCACAGCCACAUACAGCUGUGGCACUGCUACCCCCAGGGCACAGAGCCAGAUGACCUUGAGGGCUACAGUAGGAGGAAGCUGUAUCUUGCUGGUGUUGCCACUUGAUUUUUUUAUCAGAAGGUAAACACGCGAGGCCAUGGGACUUGUUUAUACUUCAGGUGCCCUUGGACAUGACUAGAAAAUGUUGGGUUGGAUUUCCCAUCAACGGAAUCAACACACCCACUGGUUUCUGGGGAGGGGGAAACCAAAGUAGGUCCCAUGCUUUGGUGUGGACUGUGUUUGUGUGCCUUAAUUGAACUGAAAUGCGCCUUAAUUGAACUGAAAUGUGCCUUAAUUGAACUGAAACGUGCCUUGAGUUCAUAGCCUGUGAUUACUCUCCCAAAGGUUGGGUAGGGGGAAGAGGAUUAAAUUCUUUACGUAAGCAGUCAAACUUAUUUAAGUGGCCAAAGCCCUUUGAAAUGUGCAGUCCAAGUCCCUGUCAGAGCCUGUUUUUGUAAACUGCUCACAUUUCCCAGUGUGAUUUCAUGAAUCAUGGACAUCACUGAGACCACACCUUGAGACACUGACUGAGAUAUUGGCAAUAAAGGGGUCUGAGACACUGGUUUGGCGUGCCCUCCUGGUGUUGUCAUCGGUGCUGGCUGUGAAAAAUCCUCUCCAUGCAAGGAAGAGACGUGAAGCAAGGACAGCACGGGGCUCGGAGGGGCUGUGUUUGGUGACCUCCUUCAGAAUGCCACAUGGACCCACUCUGCUUCCUGCUCCUGAGUGGAUUUGCCCAUACCUCUGGGAUGAGUUUCCAUACACCUGUACAGCACUGUGGCUCAUGCAGCCCUGUGUGCUUUGCAGUGGAGAUGAGGGGUGAGAAUGAACUUGCAAAGAGCUGCCAGCUGCUACUACAGGUGCAAUGGCACUUCUUUAUGCUCAGUCUGUAUAUUGUGAGCAAAUGUGUUUUGCAAGCUUGAUCCAUACACACCCAAAAAGCAAAGUCAUCAGGCAGAAUACUGUCCAGUUGUUGGACCCUGCAGCUGGUGCACCUGUGGUGUCUUAUGGGAUUCAUUUCCCUUCCUCACCCUUAACAUCUGAUUCAGUCUAUUUUUUUUUUUUUUUAAUAUAAAGCAGGAGAUGUGCUCUUUAUCUGUGCUGUCUUUUGUGUUCUUGCUUCCAUUGCUUAUGAGGGAGCCUGGGCUGAGAAGGAAGGCUGUUCUGCCUUCCCAGCAGUGUGUGCACAGCGGUGGUUCUGUGUGUGGGGGGGCUGUUCUGAGGGCUGAAUGCAGGGCUGGUGUGUAGGGCACAGGGAAGGGGGGUGCAGGUGGAGGACCCUCUGUGGAAACACAGGCUUUCCCUAGGGGCUGAUGCUGGAACUGAGCUCUGGGAAAACUCAGCCUGGGGGGAGAAUUUCCAAGGUUGUGAAUGCUUCUUGCUAGAAGGUGCCACGAGUGCCAGCUGUGUUUUGUUACACGAGGAUUGCAGUUCAACCUGACCACCCUUGGUCAGCAGGCAGUGUCUGGUGCAAGAGAUGUGUUUCUUGGAAUGGCUUUAAGCCCACGAAUGGGUAUAUGCUGCCUUCUCUCGGCUGGAAACUGUCUGCCAGAAUGGAGCUGCUGUGCCUGCAGUGCUCAGAGUGGCCCAUUGCUGCCCCAAGGGCAAUGCAGCCAAGGCUGCCUGCAGCUCUGUGCUGGGAUGUGGCUGUGUCACUGCUGUCCCUGCCAUCCCCACCUGCUCCUGAGCUGCCCUGCUAGUUCCUCCUGCAAGCCCAGGCCACGUUUCUUUGCCCUCCGAAUGCCCUUUCUGUAAGUUCCUGCAGCACUCUUCCUGGAAGAGAUCAGUCUUCCUCCUACGUGAAUCUGGGCAGGGGAUGGCACAGGGUGUCUGCUCGUGAUGUACAUCCCAGCUCCUGCUUCCCCUGAGGAUCCAGGGAGGACACUGUGGUUCUGUCUGCUGGAUGCACCAAUGCACAACACAGGAUCUCAUCCCCAAACCAGCAGCGUUGUUCCAGACCGGUGUUGUGAGACCACUGCCAUUUCUGUAAAGAUUUUAUAACUUUGCAUACAAAACGAUGUACACACAGCUUCUGCAUCCCUGCUGUAAGCUCUGUGCUCAGUAACCUGCUUCGAGUUUGCUGCAUCGAUCUGGGUUUGCUCACAGCUGCACAGGGAACCGUCCUGCUGCUAUUUUCUGUCUGCUGAAGGUCAUGUUUGCCAUUGACCAAACUCUCUGAGUUGUUAAUGUAAUGGUUGUUUUUUUGAUUUUUUUUGCUCCAAGCAAAAAAACACUGAGUGACCUGACAUGGUGGCUAUGACAGCCUUUCACCCCAAUGAAGGUGCAUGGGCACUUCCUUCUGGGAGUGUGACUCAGCACCGCCGUUCUCCUGAAGGCUGUGAUGUUGUUGGGCUCAGCUGUGCAAGGAAGGUCCACGGGCACUGCUGUGUGCAUGUCCUGGUGCUGCAGGAAGCUGUGCCCCCCCCUGUACAGCAGGGGUGGGAUUUCAGCACAGCUUACAGGUUGGAAAGCAGACGAUCUUCAGCCCAACUUUACAGCCUGGUCCUUCGUGGCGGAGGAGUGGUGGCUUUCCUUCAAAGCAAGCGGUGAUGAGACAGAUCUGCUGCCUCUUUCCUUCCUUGUGGUCCCCAAAGCAGCCUGGGUCUGUUCCUGAGCAGCAGUCAUUAUUAAAAAGAGCUACAGCAAGAGCUGCUGUUGGGAAAAAGAAAGACCGGGAGACACUUUUGGCACAGGAAAGCCUAUGUGGGUUUAGCAUUUUGCUUUUAAAAGGCAGGAGGAGGAGACUUUGGAUCUUUUUUGGGACUGGGACCACCCUGCUGUGUCCCACAGCAUUGCUGGAGCAGUCCCACCACGUCAGACCUUCUGCCCCACUCCAAGCCAUGGGUGAAGGGUGCAAGCUGUGCCCCCCCAUCCUGGCUGUUGCUUCUUGGAGGCUUUCCCUAAAGCAGAGCAGGGCCUCAGCUGCAGCUCCGGUGGGUGGCAGCACUGACACAGCUUCUGCAGGUGUGACACGGGUGUGAUAUGCCAGGGGACCUCCGGUGGCCGCCAGCCCCAAACACACCUCCUCCAGGAGGUGAGCAUUUGCUGGGAAUGAGGAGAAAGAAAUAUUUGUUGGGUUUGGUCCCUGAUGUCCUCUGUCACAGUUACUUUCCUGCAUAGGUCACAGCUGGGAGCUGCAGUCCGGACUAACUGCUCACACUGAGGUUUUGUGCUCUUUAAGCCACUUCUGCUGCCAGACCAGAGCCGUCCUGCCCAGUUGGCUCCAAAGGAAAACACUUUCGGGAGCCAAAGGGUGUUGGGUUCAGCUCAGCCCGUGUGGCUGCUGGGUGCCAUGCAGGGGACAAGGCCAGCAGGAGAAACACCUUCUGUUCCGCUGGCCGCAGGGGUUGAAGUCCAGGGGCAGUUCACAAACAGUGCAGGGCAUUCACCUGCCAGCAGUUCAGAGCAGAGCUGGGGCUGCUUCUCCCAGGGCCGUUUGCAUUUCCUUUCUGUGUCCAAAAGAAAGGCAAAUGGCAUUGUUUCCCUCUCUCCCCACUCCCCAGGCCCCAAAUUCCCCCACAGCUUAUUCUGGGGUUGCUGCUACCUACUGUUCUUGGUGCUGUUUGCUCUUAGCUGCUCCCCUGCUUGCCUCCUUGCCCUGACACUGAGCAGCAUCAGCCCCAGCUGGAGCACUUAGGAGUUCCCCAGCUGUGGUUAUACCAGCCCCUGCUUCAGGCUCACACCAGCAGAGACCCUGCAAGAGCUGAGGGCAGAGAUGCUGGGUUUGGUAACAAAACAGAGCCCCACGUGGUGACAGCAACCCAUCAGGGUGCAUUUAGGGUGCCAGGCUAGCGGGGUGAGGAGGUGUUGGGGAAGUAAGGAGGGUUGGGCUCAGUGGUGGUUAUGAGCAGUCCCCAGGGCCUGCCUGUGCUUGCUCUGCAGGAGGGGCCGGCUGCAGGUAGUGAGCCCAGCCCCACCUGCUCACCCUCAGCUCUGGGAACAGCCUCACUGCUUUGCUGUGAAACAGGGAGAACUCACUGCACCCCCAGAACAGCAGCUCAGCUCCCAAGCUCACCCACCCCCCCUUGUAUUUCAGAGCAGGGUAGGCUCACGGUACAGUGACACAAUGCCCUCUGCUGUGUUCCACUGCCACCAAAAGGAAAGGAGCACAGGGUUGGCUGCAGAGCAGCCUAGAAGGACCCAGAGCAGAGCAGACACAUCCCAACAGGUGGCGACGAGGGCAGGCUGGAGGCAGCUGCCUCAGGUCCUCACUUUCCCACAAGGUCAUUGCUGAACUGGGUGGGUGCUGCUUUUUGAACUUGAGGGCCUAUAAAACUGGGAGAAUGAAUGCACGCACUGUCCUGUUAUUCAAAAAAAAAAAUAAAACCUGGUAAGCCAGGUGCAAGGCCAGGCUGGACUUUGCCCAAGCAGGAUUUUCUGCUGUUUGUGCCCACUCCCUCUGGCAGGAGGCAGAAAUACUUUGUAGUGGCAGAGACAAGAACGCCAGAAGCAGGAUUUUGGGGUAGCCUCUAAAGGGCAGGCAGGAACAGUGGCUUUUGUCAUGCUUUCCUCCUAUGCUUGUCAUAAAGCAGACCUGGGGCAAGGGUGGCUUUCUCAGUGCAGUCACGCGCUGCUACGUAGAGAAUGGGGAGCCUGAAGCAAUGAGCCUUGGUCAGCACUCCUGAGCAAGACACAGCUCCAGCCGUCUCUCUUGAGCUGGGGAGCAAAAGUUAGGAGUGAGGAGCCUGAGAGGACCCAAGAAGCACCCAGCAGGCAGCCACCUCUCUCUGGGCAACUUUGUGCCCCCUCCCAGCUCAUAUCCAAACCACACAGCCCCUCCACAACCCUUCUGCAGGAGGAACCACACGCUCUACCCACAAAUUUGACACUUUUUUCCUUUAUGUUGCACUGCAGUUUUAACGAAGAUAUGAACCAUGCAGAGUAAUGCCGCUUGUCAGCAGGAGCUCAGAAGAGAACGCAGCAAUGCCUGUCAGCAAGCGGCAGGGAGAGGCUCUUGGAAGAGAGGCAGGUGAACUCUCAG
Messenger RNA from Phasianus colchicus (ring-necked pheasant), 7875 nucleotides. It is a transcript of the gene KDF1, whose product is annotated as keratinocyte differentiation factor 1. Gene Ontology annotation, cellular component: cell junction. NCBI's taxonomy places the organism in Eukaryota, Metazoa, Chordata, Aves, Galliformes, Phasianidae. Gene Ontology annotation, biological process: keratinocyte development; regulation of epidermal cell division. The record is from RefSeq and is a predicted model, not a curated record.